AUAUACCUGCUUUAAAUGAUACUUGGAACAAGUGUGAAAAAUGAACUUUGGAUGAAACAUUCAUGUGCUAUAGAAAUAGUCGAGCUCAGAGUUGGGUUGGGUUGCACCUUACAGUAUAUUUUAUUUAUUAUUGGAUACAUUUCUUAUAUAACUUAAUAUCAUGGAUAUAGUAAAGCAUUCCUUGAAUUCCAUCAGAUUUGGAAUAAAUAGUGUUUUCAAUGGGAAGGAACCAUGGCAAAUUGUAACAAUUACAAGUUCAACAGUUAUUCUUACAUUAUGGAUUUAUGAUUUCAUAUUUCAAGAUGAGAGCUUGAUAGAUAGAGGGAAAAAAACAGUGUUCAAUAUUAUUAAGCAAAUUCCUACAGUGAGAAAAAAAAUUGAAAGUGAACUGGAAACUGUUUCCAAAACUUUUGAAGAAGAUGUUAAGAAGACAUCCAAGAAUACAACUUAUAUGCUCGAUUUACCAGCUAAGGGAUUGACCAGAGAAGAUAUAAUGAAUAAGUUAGAUCAGAAUCUGAAUUUGGGUGACUUUGACUGGAAAGGAGGGUUAGUCUCCGGCGCUGUGUACUACUUCAAUCCAGAUUUAAUUGAUUUAAUAAGUAAAGUCUAUGGAAAAACAUCUUACACUAAUCCAUUGCAUCCUGACUUGUUUCCUGGACUCUGCAAAAUGGAGGCAGAAGUUGUAAGGAUGACGGCAAAUUUAUUUCACGGUGAUGAAAAUGUUUGUGGAUCAAUAACAAGUGGUGGAACAGAAUCUAUUUUAUUGGCAUGUAAGGCAUUCCGAGACUAUGGUAGAGAAGUUAAAGCUAUUAAAAAACCUGAAAUAGUUGUUCCUACUACCGUACAUUCAGCUUUUGAUAAAGCUGCACAAUUCUUGGGACUCAAGGUUAGAUCAAUACCAGUUGAUACUCAGACUUACCAAGUUGAUAUCAAAGCGUUCAAAAGAGCGAUUAAUUCCAAUACAGUGCUGCUGGUUGGAUCAGCCCCUAAUUUUCCUUACGGAACCAUGGAUGAUAUAUCAGCUAUUUCCGAACUAGGAUUGAAAUAUAAUGUACCUGUUCAUGUUGACUCUUGUUUAGGGGGAUUUUUGACAUGUUUCAUGGAGGAUGCUGGAUAUCCAAUUCCCUUAUGUGAUUUUAGGUUACCAGGUGUGAGCAGUAUAUCUGCUGAUACACAUAAAUAUGGAUUCACACCUAAAGGCUCUUCUGUGAUACUUUACAGAAAUAAAAAAUUUCGCCAUCAUCAGUAUACAAUCACAACUGAUUGGCCUGGUGGUGUAUAUGGUUCACCAAGUGUUGGCGGCUCUAGACCAGGAGGAAGCAUCGCAGUUUGUUGGGCAGCCCUUUUGAAUUUUGGUAAAGAGGGGUACAUCCAAGCCACCAGAGACAUUAUUCAUACAACAAAAUACAUCGAAAAGGGUUUGAGAAGAAUGAAAGGGAUUUUCAUCUUUGGUCAACCAGCUACAAGCGUAGUAGCAGUAGGUUCGAAAGAUUUUGAAAUUUAUAGGCUAACAACAGCACUAAAAGAGAAAGGAUGGAAUUUAAAUAUUUUGCAAUUUCCAUCUGGUCUCCACAUAUGUAUUACUCACAUGCACACUCAACCAGGGGUAGCAGAUAAAUUUUUAGAGGAUGUGAAAAGUUCCCUGAUAGAGCUCAUGAAAACUCCCUCACAACCUGUGGAGGGCAAGGUAAUAAAUAAUUUAGUUUAUAAAUUGAAACAAAACUAA
This is a messenger RNA of Leptinotarsa decemlineata (Colorado potato beetle), 1726 nucleotides long. It is a transcript of the gene Sply, whose product is annotated as Sphingosine-1-phosphate lyase. Gene Ontology annotation, molecular function: pyridoxal phosphate binding; sphinganine-1-phosphate aldolase activity. The record is from RefSeq and is a predicted model, not a curated record. Gene Ontology annotation, cellular component: endoplasmic reticulum. Gene Ontology annotation, biological process: sphingolipid catabolic process; carboxylic acid metabolic process. NCBI's taxonomy places the organism in Eukaryota, Metazoa, Arthropoda, Insecta, Coleoptera, Chrysomelidae.